Molecule: messenger RNA, 7899 nt
Organism: Saccostrea echinata
Lineage: Eukaryota; Metazoa; Mollusca; Bivalvia; Ostreida; Ostreidae
Product: protein transport protein Sec16A-like
Exons: 32
Coding region: 76-6096 (2006 amino acids)
Biological process (GO): Golgi organization; COPII vesicle coat assembly; autophagy
Cellular component (GO): ER to Golgi transport vesicle membrane; endoplasmic reticulum exit site
Source: RefSeq, a predicted model, not a curated record
ACUUCCUGUUUUCUAUGUGAACUUCCGGUAAACUUUCCACGUCUGGAAUAGAACAUAAGGCUAUUGUAAAUAAGUAUGAGUCAUUCAGCUCCCUGGAGCUAUCAGCCACAGAACACAGAUCCAGGGGGAGUCAAGCUUUUCAAUCCAGCUCAGUUUGCAGAGCAGACAAAUGGCCCAAGUCAAUUUAAUCCAGUACAACAAGAUGCAAGUACUGGACACCAACAAGAAGCAUUCAAUGGACAACCAGAAAAUUACAACAUGGGGCAUGAUCCUUCUUGGAACUGGAAUUAUACUCAACAAGAUCAAAGUCAAAUUGCCCAAAAUCCAAACAUGUAUGGACACGAUGGACAAAUGUAUUACGACCAAAAUCAAGGACAGUGGGUAUUUUAUGGACAGUAUGACCAAACACUUGGUUAUGAUCCAAGUCAAGGUAACAUGCAACAAGAACAGCAGUAUAAUGGAUCUAACAUGGAGGCCCCAUCAGGAAAUUUUGCAGAAAAUUUUCCUCAAAACUUUAAUCAGUAUGGUGGUAAUUACACAGGUUAUGAAUAUAGUGAGAACAUGGUGACAAAUAGUCACCCUUUAAGUGAUGGUGAGCAUCAUGAACAAAAUACAGAUCAGUCUGUUGAUUCUGCAAAGUUGGAUCAGUCAUCAACUAGUCAGGGAAUGUCAGGAUUUUUUCAGAAUGAUGAUUAUGAGACAGAAUCUAACACAGGGACUUAUGAUAGUUCAUUCCAAGAAUCAUCUCUUCAGAAUUCACUGGAUCAAAUGCAUGAAGAAAAGCAUGCAAAUGAAGUUAUUAAGCAAGAGAUCAGUGGUGAAAGCCUGCAAACCUUGAAUUAUUCUACAGGAUCGCUGGAUACAGCAGCCAAUCCCGUGUCAACUGCAAGUGUUCAACAGAUCACUGAUCAAUUGCAGAAUAUAUCUGUGUCAACCCAGGGACAGUUUGAAGAGUCAAAGGAAAGUGAGACAAACACACAGCAUCCUAUUGUGGGAAAUGAUUUGAACCAGUCAGCCAUUCAUGGACAAGUGAACAGCACAGGUAAUGUGUCUGAAAAUGUGUCGGGAGGAAGUCCACAUUCUGAUGAUCAGCAAGGAUUGAGUGACUGGGAAGUGGUGCCCCCAGAGUCCAGUCAGAUGUUGGAGGUUCCUGGGGGAGAAACUAAGCACAGUCGAGAAGGGUCUCUGGACAAUAAUGUGCAGUUUUUCAUUGGCUCUGGGAAAAACUCAGAUGAUGGCUCAGCGAGACACACUCCUGAAUCAGCUCAACAGGGUCAAAACAACACUAAUUUAGAAAAAGAGAAGGAGAAUACUACUGAUAACUUACAAGUCACAACAGAACAUCUCCAACCACAGCUUACAUCAUCUCCCAAUGUUUCUCCAGGCAAGAAUAAAACAGAAGAUGGGGUUGUAAAUAAAGCUCCCCCUCCUGUUGGUCCACCACCAAGUGGGGCACUUAGUGAGAAAAAUAACCCAUUUAGGAAAGACAAAGCAAAUGCUUCAAAGAACACAGAUACAAAUGCACUAAGUAUAUCACAGCCUUUUUCUAGGUCCAAUCAUCCACAGAUGCCAAGCCCUAUAGUAGCCAGCUCAGAGGAUUCAAUGAGGGUAGCUCAGAAAACACAACCACAAAGUCCAAUCAUGCCCCGAAAGGAAAGUCCGUUUCAGCCACCAAACAGGAGACGCACUUUGUCAUCUCAGUCUAGUGAAUCAGAGGACCAGCCAAAAUCUGAAAAAGAGGUCAAGGCCAAUAGCCCCAGUGUUCCCAGCCAAAUAUCAAGUUCUAGGGAGUCUUUGACAUCUACUUCUUCAAAGCAGGGACAGGAGAAUGAGAAAUUAAAACGACCACCAAGGGACAUGACAAAGUCUCGACCCCCAGUGGGGUCAACUCGGGGAGUGAUGUCUCCACGACGAAUCGAAUCAGCGUUUCAACAGGUGCAGAAACAAAGAGCAAAGCAUAACAUGUCUCCUGCCACAACACUGUGGGCAAACAAUGAUACACUGCCAGUGGCUAAUAUCCUGCUAGCUCCAGCAGCGCCAGCCAUUACACCAAUCCUUACUCCUACUUCAAGUACCACUUCAUCAACAAAAACCUCCCCCUCCAAAACAGCCAAAGACAGUAGGGAUGUACUCUCUCCUGUCCAGAUGUUGAUCAAUAGUAUGAGUGAAAAGCAGAGUGAUAAACCUGCUGAAGACUCAAAGAAAGGAAGUAAGCAAUACGAUAAUAGACAGGAGAGACCCCAUCAGAGAGGUUCUUCACGGGAUCGACACGAACGGGGUUCAUCCAUUGACAGGGAAUUGGAGAUUACCAGGAGAAUGGAAGAGAAAGAAAAAAGAAAAGAAAGUGAGAGUUAUCGUGAUAGAGAUCGGGAUAAUUAUAAAAGUGACAGAGCACGGGGAAAAGAUCGGGAUUAUGAUCCCUAUUACGACAGGCAGCCACCUCCGAGGCGAAGGGAUCCUUACUAUGGAGAUGAGAGAUAUGAACGACCAAGAUCAAGACACUCUCUUCUUGAUGAUGAUGGAUCAAGUUCCAAAGGAGGGCAAGAGUCUGAUCGACCUAGAUCAAGACAUGACUACAGCAGAGAUGUGGAUAGGCCGAGAUCCCGGCAGGAUUAUGGAAGAGAUCCCUACUACAGGGACAAGUAUGGAAGAGUGAUAGAGGAAUUACCAGAAUACCAUGAAGGCUAUGAGCAGUAUGAUUACUAUAGUCGCCAAGGUUACUAUGACAGACAUGGUUACUAUGACAAAUAUUACAAGUAUGACCAGCGUUACUAUGACGAUUAUUACGGCAGGGGCACCUAUGAAGACAGUUUUAACAGGUUACUGCAAUUCGAUUACCCAAACCAUGGCCAGUGGCAUCAUGGAUACCCCAGUCAAUAUUACAAUCAGUAUGGACAGCCGUAUGAAGACAGUGAAAGGUUCACGAGUCAGAGAGGCUCGCGAGUCCAGACCCCGGGCUCACUGUCUGACACGGGAGAGCAUCAAGAUUACGAUGGAUACCGACAGUUUCAUGGGUCCCGUUCCUCCAGUCGUCAAGGUUACGAUGAUUACACACGUGCCCAGUGGGAUGCGUAUUAUGCCAACUACAACAGGGGUUAUGGUUACGGUUAUGAUUAUGAUCAAGGCUAUGUACAAGAAACGGCUCCUAGCAGGAUGACCCCGGUCAAACAUUCCAUUCCACAUGCAUGCAUCAGAUUUGGUCCAGGAGGUCAUCUUGUCAAGGUCAUGCCAAAUCGCCCCUCUGAAGGUCAACCAGCUACUGUGGAGAUUCAUGACCUGAAUGAAAUGUUACAAGACAACCCUGAGACAGAGGAACUGAAAAACUUCCCUGGGCCACUUGUCAGGGGUGAUACACAUAAGAAUGAUGUACUGACAUACUGCCAGGCCAAAGCCAAGACUUCUGCUGAGAAUGUCCAACUGACUGACCGAGACUCGGCAGAACUCAUCUGGAGGUUCUUAGAACUACUCAUCAAACAAAAUGGGACGUUUGUUGGCACAGACAUUGCUGACUUACUAUUGGACGGACAUGAACCUACCACUGUUGACUAUAGCAUGAUGGGAUUGAAGAUAAAUCCGAGCUCAGAUACACUAGAUGAAGACUUCGAUGACACGGUAGAUAUGUCUGUCAUCACUUCAGAUAGAUCAGUUAUUUCUAGAAGCCGCAAAACCCGAGAGGAAGCAACUGAUCGCUUCAGGCAUCUACUGUUGUAUGGCAGGAAGAAGGAUGCUCUGGAUUGGGCCAUGAAAAACAACCUCUGGGGACAUGCCUUGUUUUUAGCAAGUAAAAUGGACAGUCGUGCACAUGCUAAUGUUAUGACUAGAUUUGCCAAUAGUGCCAUGAAGAUGAACGACCCUCUGCAGACUUUGUUCCAGUUAAUGUCUUGUCGACAGCCAGCUGCUGUUACGUGUGUGGUGGAUGAGAAGUGGGGGGAUUGGAGACCACAUUUGGCCAUGAUUCUGUCUAAUCCAACUGGACGGGACAUAGACAAAAAGUCCAUUAUGACCCUAGGAGAUACUCUUGCAUCCAAGGGUUUUCUGCAUGCUAGUCAUUUUUGCUACAUGAUGGCUCAAGUCAACUUUGGUUCUUAUCAAAAGAAGACUGCUAAAAUGGUGCUAGUAGGAUCAAAUCACAGUUUGCCUUUAUCAGAGUUUUCAACGAAUGAGGCCAUACAAUGUACAGAAAUAUACGAGUAUGCCAAUUCACUAGGAAACCCAUCAUACUAUACAGUCAAUUUCCAGAGUUUUAAAUUCUUAUAUGCAUGUAGAUUGGCAGAAAAUGGAUUUGCUCAAGAGGCCUUGCAGUAUUGUGAAGCCAUUUCCCGAGUGAUCCUGCAUUCACCAACUUUAUUUCAACCUAUUCUAGUCAAGCUUGUGUUUGAGCUGGGAGACCGACUGAAGUACUUUGAUCCUCAGAAACUUCACUCCACAGAAGAUGAAGAUCCAUACUGGUUACAACAGCUGUCAAAAAUUAAUGCUGGAUUUCAGGAUGGAUCUAUUCAACCUUUGUCUGGGAGUGUCACACCCUAUGGUGGAAGUUAUGGAAUGCGUGCAGCCAGUACAGAAAGUGGAGAAGUGGCAGGUUAUAUAGCAGGUGGAGAAUCCACCAUAAUGCCACCACCACAAGUGCCAUAUGGACAGGAGGCCUAUCAAGCCCAGCAGAGCUACCCUACACCAGACCCAAAUGUUACUCAGCAACAGACAGAAUAUUCCCAGGCACCCAACACAUACAAUCAAUAUGGUCAACCUCAGGAAAAUCAACAGCAUGCAGCUGCUGGGUAUGGUUCACAACAAGCUUCAGAUUAUCAGAACCACCAAGAGGCAUACACACAGGGAGUGGAUCCUAAUGCAUAUCAGAAUGCAGGGGUGGACCCAAAUUCUCAGUGGCAGCAUCAAAAUCAGUUUCCUCAGAGUGGCUACCAGCAGUAUGAUCCAAAUCAACAUCUAGUCAACCAACAGACAAACCAACAGACAAACACUGGGAAUGAAAACACACAGAACUACUAUGACCCAAACUCACAAGGUCAGCAUGCCAAGUCUCAAUUCAGUCACCACUCUGCAACCACACAGCAGCACAGGAACAGUUUAAUUUCUACCAACACUGUCACCACAGAGGAUGAGGAAGAAGAUGAUGAAGAAGAAGAAGAUGACAGUUUAGCAGGAUCCCACAACAUCCCAAGUGGAUCAUCGUUUGAUUACUUCAGCGCUGUGGGGGCCAGUUCACAGCAGAUUGUGGCUCCUAAGAUGAGACCGAGAACAAUAUCUGAGACCAGUACAGGCAGCGGUGGACCCCCAUCUCACACCACCUCCACUGCCAAAAAACCUGACACCAUACCAGAGAAAAAGACUGAUUUUAAAUUGUCAGAUGACAAGAAAUCUAAGGAGGGUUGGAGUUGGUGGCCUUUUAAAGGGAAGAAAGACAAGAAUCCUGAUGUCAAUGAAAUGAAGCUGCCAGAUGACAAGAAACCAUCGAUUGUGUGGGAUGACGUUAAGAAGAAGUGGAUAAACACAGAGGAAGGGGAACAGACUAAUGAGCCUCCACCCCCACCCCCUAAAGACUUCAGCAUGGGAUCCUCUAUGCAGCCAGCUAGUAAUGAAGUCCCCCCUGGUGGGGCCCCUCCCAUGGGGAAUAAAUUUUCACUAAGGAAAGGUAAAGGUUCUGUGCCAAAGUAUGUGGAUGUUAUGAACAGCAGUAAGUCCUCGGGUUCAGCCAAUGUUCCGACCAGUCUGUUCAAUGUCAUGCCUUCUUCACAGUCAUCUCCAGCCAUAUUUAGUCCAGGUGGAGAAUCAGACAGUCCUUCCACGCAACAAGAGAACACAUCCACUGGACCAUCAAUGAAUCCACCAGCUUCACAAGCGGAGAAGCCUCCAGCAGGGGAGCUUUCUAGAAACAGCUCUCAGAGCUCAUUUUCUAGUGAAGUCCAACACUUCCUGUCUCAGGGACCUACAGAAAACAACCAGCAACCAUCUGGUAUGCCAGUCAUGUUUAACCCCGCCCAGUUCCAAGGAGGGCAAGGUGAAGGUUUCCAGUCGGGCCCCGCCUCCACAAGGUCAUCAGGUCGUCUGAAACCAGGACAGAGACGGAUGUAUCCAAAGUGAGGCUUGGUUUCAGGAGAGGAUCUGCACACAUUGUUUAUUUCUACAAAAUGGCAUCUGAUCUUAAGAUUUUGAAUUUGUCAGAGAGAUGAUAAUUGCUUAACAAUGGUGUAUUAAAGUGUGUGUGUAGUUAGUGUAAAGCAUGUGUGCAUGGGAUAUGUAUUCAAAUUUAUGAAAUCAUUCUUAUCAUUUACGUGGGUAAAUGGCAGGGUUAUGGUUCACAACAGAUAAUGUGAUCUCUAUAUGUGCAAUAGAAAUAAUACAUUCUAACUAGAAACAAAAUUAUGUAACAAUGGAAAUGAUAUCUUUCUGUAAGAAAAGGUCAAAUCUAGGUAUAAAGGAUAUCAGUAAGUCCACGUACACAGUCUAUAAUCAUGACUGUGUUCUGUUGCUUUGUCUCUAAAUCUCCCGUCUAUAAAUCUCCCCUCUAUAAAUCUCCCGUCUCUAAAUCUCCCCUCUAUAAAUCUCCCGUCUCUAAAUCUCCCCUCUAUAAAUCUCCCGUCUCUAAAUCUCCCCUCUAUAAAUCUCCCCUCUAUAAAUCUCCCCUCUAUCAAGUUUGGUCAUCAUACAUGUGUGUUCUGUUGUCAUGGUAAAGGUUUAGUUAACCAAUGCUGUAAAUGAAUGCAUUUUUCAGGUCUAACUACUCUAGUGGUUACAGCUUUACUUCAUUGUAGAAUUCUUGUAAAUUUUCAUUGUAUCAUCUGACAUUCUUUGAUCAUAUUCUUUCAUGAUCCAUUGGGGGUAGAUUUUCUCCCACUUCCUUUUGUUGAGGGACAAAGGUCUCAUCAAAUUAGAUUUAAUUAUGUUGGUUAUGAAUGUCACUUUCCAUUCUGACUGUAAGGAAACUGUGUGAACGAGAUUUGUGAUGGUAAAUUGGCACUGUGUUAGUCCACUAUUGUAGGACUUUGUAUUAUUGAUGAUGUGCUCUAAAUGUACAAAAUAAAAUUUAACAAUUAUGGGCAUAAGAAAACUAUUAUAGUUGUAAAAGUUAGCGUGAAAGUUGAGCUCAUAAGACUGGGGAUUGGAGGUAUUUUGCAGUUUUAGAAUAGAUUUCUUUUUGUUGAGUUGUUUUUGUUUCAUUUCUUUGACAAAACAUGUAAAUGACAGAGAAGUGUACAGUGGAUGUGGAACAAAGUGCUGGCCACACUUGUGAUAGGAGACUUAGUAAUGUGAUUUACCUGAGAUAAUUAUUUAUUAUGUAUGUAUAACAAAAUAUUGAAAUAUGUGUAAUUUGUACAUUAAUAUAUUUACAUGUGUACAUCUGUGUCUUUAAUGGCAUAAUGUCACAGGAAUGAAUUUUACCAGGACUACAAUGCAAUUGUUCUGCAUUGGGCAUAUUUUAAUCAAUGUAGUUUUUAUGUUGCAUAUUAAUGAUGUGUGAUUUCAGAAGUUAUUAUGCAGACACUAUCAUCCUGGACAUGUUGUAAACAUUUUCACAUUUAUUUUAAGUAAUAUGAUCUUUCAGCAUUUAGAUUAUUUGAUACUCAAGACUGCAACCUAUUACUUCCCUUUAUCUUGGAUACAUUCUUGAAUUAAUAAAAAUAAAACAGAAAUCAAUUCUUUGUAAAUUAAAAUAACACUUCCAGUACUUUUCUUUAUACAUGUAUUGAUCCCUCAGAUGUCUGUAAAGUAACCCCCCCCCCCAAUAGAGCAUUCCUUCUAUAAAAUUAUCAUAUAACACAUUGAAAUGCUGUUGUAUUUAUUUUCUGCAGAUUUGAUUUUAUUUUGUUGCAAAUGAUUGUAAGUUUCACUUAGAUCAUAAGUUAUUUGUGAAUUGGAUUCAUCACAUAAAGUACUGUGAAUUAU